AUGGGGUUGAAGUUCAUUCUCUUCAGUCGCGUGACCAGCAAUGCACUCUCCAUCUCUUUGCCGCCUCUCAUUCCGUCGAUCCCUGGAGUGACAGUCCCGCUGCUCCCGAACGCUGCUCCUCCUCUUCCAAUUCUCCAGGUGCCGACCCCACCGUUGGAGAGCCCUCCCUUUGAAGGCAGCAACAUCAAGCCGAAGAAGAUUGGCUACUUUUGGACUGCGGCAGGAGACAACCAGCACAAGGACUUCUUGGCCACGUAUAGUCUUGAUGAUGACACCUUUGGCACGCUUCUUUGGAUCACGGACGUACCAUCGAGCGGCAACAGUCCUCAUCAUCUCGGUCCGUCGCUUGACGGGAAGACAUUGAUCGGAGGGGGACUUCUGUCCUUGUUGAAGACCCAGGACACUGCGUUCUACUUCGAUACCUCCGACCCGUAUCACCCAACAUUCAAGAAAAGCAAUCGCGCUUUGCUUUCUUCCAUCGUUGAUGAGAUCAGGGCCAAGCCAGAUGGAGGAUUCUUCAUUACAUACAUGGGCUCUGCUGUCGGCACAUCUCCAGGACGACUUGUUGAGACUGAUGCGAACUUUAAUGUCAUUCAUGAAUGGCCCGAAGAUGUCAGCGGCCUCCUCAAUAUUCUAGGAGAGCAGUUCAGUCCUCACGGGCUGACAAUCGACUUCGAACGGGAUGUGAUUCUGACCUCGGAUUUCGUUGUCCCUAUCUCAAUCCUCAAGCCAACAUUGGGAAUUGCGAAGGCGAACACACUACGACUUUGGGAUUUGCCUACACGAGAGAUCAUCAGCACCAUCACUAUACCAAACGGGGGCGGGAUCCAGGACGUCAAGUUCAUCCCCGGGAACCCGGAAUCUGCUGCUCUUGCUACAGCCGUCCACCUGGGUCAAGUUUGGGUAAUUUAUCCGUUCCGCAAAGACGGAAAUGGAAAGCAAGGAGUCGCAGAACCCCUCUACGACCUGGGACCAAAGGCUCGGGACACAGUGGCUAUUUAUUCCGAUAUCACGCAAGACGGCAAAUACGCCUACUUCACGCUUACCACAGCGAACCACAUUGCGGCUCUUGAUAUCAGUGAUCUUGAUAAUGUCAAACGCCUUGACAAUCCUGAUGAAGACCAAGACACUAUCGGGCCCCACUACAUCAAGGUCACUCCCGACCAAAAGCAUAUUGUCGUCACGGACUACUUUGUCCAGACUGGUGAAAUCGGUGUGAUCAACACGCCGGCAGAUUUCCAGGCUCUUUACAUUGACAUCUUGCCGGAUGGCGGACUCAGCUUCAAUCGCACGAUUGACUUCCCGCGAGAGUUCGCGAAUCGUGGAGGAGCUAAACCGCAUAGUGCUGUGGUGUUCGACCUCACCGAUCCAAAUGACCCUAAAUACUAUUAG
Eremomyces bilateralis CBS 781.70 is the source of this 1392-nucleotide messenger RNA. RefSeq lists its product as uncharacterized. Bases 1 to 1392 code for a protein of 463 amino acids. Lineage: Eukaryota; Fungi; Ascomycota; Dothideomycetes; Eremomycetales; Eremomycetaceae. The record is from RefSeq and is a predicted model, not a curated record. Gene Ontology annotation, molecular function: protein binding. The transcript is spliced from 9 exons.